Molecule: messenger RNA, 462 nt
Organism: Arachis duranensis
Lineage: Eukaryota; Viridiplantae; Streptophyta; Magnoliopsida; Fabales; Fabaceae
Exons: 1
Coding region: 1-462 (153 amino acids)
Biological process (GO): signal transduction
Source: RefSeq, a predicted model, not a curated record
AUGCUUGAGUAUCAGCUCCCCAGCGAUGACUUCGACGCCCUAAUAUCCGUCACCAGCGACAGCGGCCUAAACAGCCUGAUGCUUGAGUAUGAUAACCUCUACAGAGAUUCUCCUAAAACUGCUCGGAUGAGAUUAUUCAUCUUCAUUGGUAACGGUCCUAAUUCUGCGUCCACCCAACCUUUCCCAGCUAAACUGAAAUCCAAAGUCAACGGCGGUGCUAUUGUUCCUCCGCGAAUUACGCCGGUGAAGUUCCAAGAUCUGCCACCGGUUAACAAUUUUAAUACCUCAGACCGGGUGUUGGAUUCGGAUCCAAAAGUGAAUCGACCGGUCGAAGAUUCCGGUUCUUCCCGUUUGAAUAGUCCAUUACCUGCUUUACAGUAUGAUGUUUCCAUAAGCUUCAGAGGCGAGGAUACACGCGCAAGCUUCACUUCCCAUCUUUUCAAAGCCCUGUCCCGAAAGUAG